Molecule: messenger RNA, 2665 nt
Organism: Haliotis rufescens (red abalone)
Lineage: Eukaryota; Metazoa; Mollusca; Gastropoda; Lepetellida; Haliotidae
Product: salivary glue protein Sgs-3-like
Exons: 3
Coding region: 92-1465 (457 amino acids)
Source: RefSeq, a predicted model, not a curated record
GAGGCGUCGAUUCAAAACGAGGUUUAGUUGGAAUAACCACACACCAGUGACUGUCCUUGUGGGAAGUACAUCGCUGGUUCUGUCUCCCAGUAUGCAUGCCUUGUUGUUCCUAUGUCUUCUGUUCGUGAACACACAUAUUGUGGCAAGUGUUACAACAGCAACCACGUCUCCUGCUGCUACAACUCAGACAGGUGCUUCCGCAACUACAUCGGCAACCACUUCUCCUGCUGCUACAACUCAGACAGGUGAUUCCGCAACAACCAUAGCAAACACUUCUCCUGCUGCUACAACUCAGACAGGUGAUUCCGCAACAACCACAACAACCACUACCCCGGCUGCUACAACUCAGACAGGUGAUUCCGCAACAACCACAACAACCACUUCUCCUGCUGCUACAACUCAGACAGGUGAUUCCGCAACAACCACUACCCCGGCUGCUACAACUCAGACAGGUGGUCCCGCAACAACCACAACAACCACUUCCCCGGCUGCUACAACUCAGACAGGUGGUCCCGCAACAACCACAACAACCACUACCCCGGCUGCUACAACUCAGACAGGUGAUUCCGCAACAACCACAACAACCACUUCCCCGGCUGCUACAACUCAGACAGGUGAUUCCGCAACAACCACUACCCCGGCUGCUACAACUCAGACAGGUGAUUCCGCAACAACAACAGCAACCACUUCCCCGGCUGCUACAACUCAGACAGGUGAUUCCGCAACAACCACUACCCCGGCUGCUACAACUCAGACAGGUGAUUCCACAACAACCACUACCCCGGCUGCUACAACUCAGACAGGUGAUUCCGCAACAACCACUACCCCGGCUGCUACAACUCAGACAGGUGAUUCCGCAACAACCACUACCCCGGCUGCUACAACUCAGACAGGUGAUUCCGCAACAACCACUACCCCGGCUGCUACAACACAGACAGGUGAUUCCGCAACAACCACUACCCCGGCUGCUACAACUCAGACAGGUGGUCCCGCAACAACAACAGCAGCCACUACACAAGACGCUGCAACAACCACAGCUCCAACUGCAACAACUCAGACCGAUGGUUCCGCUGCAACCUCAGCGACCGCAACUUCGGCUGCUACAACUCAGACAGGUGGUCCCGAAGCCACCUCAGCAACCGCUCAAACUGUUGUCAAGAUGACAGUUAAUAAUUGUGACAACGAGCGACGGCCUUAUUCUGAAGAUCUGGCAAUGGUUUUCAAAGUAGCAGCCGACGACACAACACUGUCCCCGAGCAACCCCGACGUCGUGGAGCUCUCCUCGGCAACAUCCGGCAGCUGCGCCGAGCUGUGCGCUUCACGUAAGACAUGCGUGAUGUACAGCAUCAGCAACACGGGCACCUGCAGGAUCACCUCCGCCUGUCAGCCUGUAGUGGAGGGCGAGACUAACUCGGCAAUCCUGUUCCUCAAGUAUUGGGGUGAUCACAUGGACGCCAUGACAUAACUGAAACGGUGUUGUUUCACUUCUAGUCAAUAACUUAUGGGGAUGGUCUAUGGUCGCCAUGGUGAUAUAAUUUAAAUACUGUCGUUCAACACAAGCCAUUGACAAACGUGUAUAUUGGGGAUGAUCUUUUUGUCGGCACCAUACACAUUAAGCUCAGAUGCUUAAUGACAUUCUAUUAAAUGCAAUGGCAAACCGCCAUUGACUACCGCCCUCACAUUAUUGGGGUAAAACUUAGAUAAGGUACUUGUGGUGACAACUUUAAUUCACAGUUAAGAAAGCCUUUGUCGGAAAAGUUAAGAAUUCGCAUCUUUCUGAGAAGCUGUUUCAUCAGGCUCACUCUUCGUGAACACCUGGUAUCAUCACUAUUUGAUGGUGAUCAAAAACAAAUAAUUAUUCUAUAAUCGGAUUCAGAGUGUGAGUUAAGUAAUCAAAAUUCAUUUAUAAAUAAUACCCACAUGUGUUCUUCGGGAUUUUAUUUGUUUAGAUUCGACAGCCCUGACCAUGCCCACUGUGUUCCACGGUACGUCAAUGUAAAUUAGUCAUAUAUUAAUAUAGAUCUGGUACUAAUAUCCAGCUUCAGUCUUACAUCUUUGUUCAGAUCGAGAUAAUACUCCUGAAACCGCUUUUGACUAUCAAAGUGACUUGAUGCGAACAUUCUGCUUGCCCCGGUGAAGUCUGUUUUGAAUAAUUUUUAAAAGGAGGUAGAUUUCCGUUUCUUUGAUUUUCAGAUGAUGAAUGACACGAUUCUUACUGAGAUAGAAGUUUCUGAAAACAAAUCAUACAAAAUCAAUAACAUUUGCCUCGUCAUGUUUUCGGCUCGAUUUCUCAAGGGCAAGGACAGGUUAUAAAAUCAAUUGAUAUGUCAGUCGUAUUAAAUGAAAUUGAUCACGUACUAUCUUGAAAUACCAUAUAUAUAGCCAGUUAUAUAUCAUCCCCAACUGGCUCCCACGGGAGAUAUCGCUUGGUUGAGAUGAGAUCAGGCGAUAUCUACAUUGCAGACCAUUGUGCUGUCAUUGGUUACCAUGACGUCACAAUUCAAGGACAAUACUAAUGGUUCUGCUACUGAAGCUGUCAGUAGUACUGAUGACACUUAAGAAGUCAUUGCUUAUUACUGUCUACAAACUGAAAAAAAGUUGGAAGAAUGAUGUUGGAUGAUAGAUAAAAUGUUAUCCUCGUGUCUUUUGAUAUCAAAUAUAUCAC